AUGCUGUACGAAUUAAUAGGAAUUGUCCGGCCGGGCAGGGUCCACGAAGUCAAAGAGUAUGCCGCCGCAGCUUCCACACAACCUGCUCCCCCCGUCGCGCGAACCGCCAUGGCAUCGUUGCCUCUCCCCCCAAUCCGCAAACACCUUUCGCUAACUCCCGAGCGUCGUACGCGUUACAGGAUCGCCAAGACCGCCGGCAGCAUCAUCCUCAACAGCGGCGGCGUCGUGCGCGGCGUGACCAACUGGGGCGUGUUCCAGCUGCCCAAGCCGUUCCGCAAGCACCAGGUCACGCACUACGCCGGGCACCACUUCCUCCUGCGCUUCGACGCGUCGCCGCGCUCGCAGCACGCCCUGCGCCGCACCAUGGGCCUCGACCCGCGCCUGAUCCGCUACUCGGUCGUCAAGCUCGGCGACACGCUCGACGACAUCGUCGACGUGCCCGGCGUCGCCCCCUGGGGCUCCGGCGACGCCGCCUCCUCGUCAAAGGUCUCGGCGAACCCCCCUAAUGGCAUGGCCGGCGGCUACCCCGACAAGUUUGGUGCCAUGAUGGCGGUGCCGAGGGGCGAGGAGGAGCGGGCGGAGGAGAAUUUUAGUGAGAUUAUGGGUCUACUGAAUCAGGACAAGAAGUGA
This is a messenger RNA of Diplodia corticola, 630 nucleotides long. RefSeq names its product mitochondrial 37s ribosomal protein 16. Gene Ontology annotation, cellular component: ribosome; mitochondrial small ribosomal subunit. Gene Ontology annotation, biological process: translation. Lineage: Eukaryota; Fungi; Ascomycota; Dothideomycetes; Botryosphaeriales; Botryosphaeriaceae. The record is from RefSeq and is a predicted model, not a curated record. The transcript has 2 exons. Bases 1 to 630 code for a protein of 209 amino acids. Gene Ontology annotation, molecular function: small ribosomal subunit rRNA binding; structural constituent of ribosome.